This is a messenger RNA of Spinacia oleracea (spinach), 3061 nucleotides long. RefSeq names its product pentatricopeptide repeat-containing protein At2g15630, mitochondrial. Lineage: Eukaryota; Viridiplantae; Streptophyta; Magnoliopsida; Caryophyllales; Amaranthaceae. Bases 191 to 2119 code for a protein of 642 amino acids. Gene Ontology annotation, molecular function: protein binding. The transcript is spliced from 2 exons. The record is from RefSeq and is a predicted model, not a curated record.
UAUUUUCCCUUUCUUUUCUUUUUCUUCCUAUUUCUUCCAACUAAAUAAAACCUUUAUUUCCUUUACUAAUAAUAACCAAAUACGGCCUUACUGUAGAACAUAACUAAAUCUUCCCUCUUCCAUAUUUUUUUCCCCCGAUCACAAAAAAAAAAAAAAAGCAAUCUUUAAAUCUUGAUUAUUACUUUCCGCCAUGAAGCUCCACCAGCUCCGUCGCCAAUCCAACUUCUCAUCUCUAUCCUCCGCCGUUACAAACACCUGUAAACCACCUCAACCUCCCCCCUCACCACCCCCUCCACUAACCCAAAACCAAUUACAAACUUCAAUCUUAAAUUCUCAGUGGCAUUUCGUCGAACACCUUGCGCACACUCUCACCCCCGCCGUAAUUUCCACCACCUUCUUUAAUCUCCGAUCAAAACCCACUGUCGUUUCCAAAUUUCUCGACCAAAUCAACCCUACCCACCUUGAUGCUGACUCUAAUUCCCUUGCCCUUGUCAUAGUCUCGCUCCUCCCAUCACCAAAGUCCGCUGUGCAGCUUGCAAAGCGUAUAAUUAACAGCAGGUUAGUAACUAGCUCCGAUUUUUUUACCAAAUUGGGGAAAUCCCGUGAAAAAUUGAAUGUUGAAAUUAGCAUUUGUUAUGAUUAUUGGAUUAGGGGUUUGUGUCAAUUGAAAAAAGCCGAAGAAGCUUUUAAAUGUUUUAAGAUGAUGAAGGAUUUGGGUGUUUUGCCUAAAGUUGAAACCUGUAAUGACAUGUUGAGUUUGUUUCUUAGAUUCAAUUAUACUCAAAUGGCUUGGGUUUUGUAUGCUGAGAUGUUUAAAUUGAAGAUUAGUUCUAAUACUCAUACCUUCAAUAUCAUGAUUAAUGUGCUUUGUAAGGAAGGGAAGUUGAAAAAGGCUAUGGAAUUUGUGGAGUGUAUGGAGAUUGCCGGAUUUAAGCCGAAUGUUGCGACUUAUAAUACCUUGAUUAAUGGGUAUUGUUCGAGGGGUAAAAUCGAAAAUGCUAGGAAGAUUUUGUGUGAGAUGAAGGUUAGGGGGAUUUAUCCGGAUUCAUACACAUAUGGUACAAUCAUAAAUGGCCUGUGUAAAGAAGGGAGGGUUGAUGAAUCUGUUAGAUUCUUUGAUAAAAUGGUGGAUAGUGGGUUGGUGCCAACUGCUGUGAAUUUCAAUGCUUUGAUUGAUGGGUAUUGUAAUAAAGGGGAUUUAGAGAAGGCGUUCGGUUACAGAGAUGAGAUGGUUAAGAAGGGUGUGGCACCAACUUUGCCAACUUAUAAUAUGUUGAUACAUUGUUUGUUAAUGGAAGGGAAGGAUGAUACUGCAUAUCAAUUGAUAAAGGAGAUGGAAGAGAAAGGUAUCAAGAAAGAUGAUGUUACUUAUAACAUUCUGAUUAAUGCGUAUUGCCAAAGUGGAAAUGUAAAGAAGGCUUUUGAGCUUCUUGAUGAAAUGUUAGUCGAGGAGAUUCAACCUACUAGGGUUACAUACUCAUCUCUUAUUUAUGUGUUGAGCAAAUCUAAGAGGAUGAAGGAGGCAACUGAUCUCUUUGAGAAGGUAACAAGAAAAGGUUUGACUCCGGACCUUGUGAUGUUUAAUACUCUGAUAAAUGGUCAUUGUGUCAAUGGGAAAAUGGAGAAGGCUUUGUUAGUUUUGAGUGAGAUGGAUAGAAGAAAAGUUAAUCCUGAUGUAGUCACAUACAAUACAUUAAUGCAGGGACUUUGUCGGGUUGGUAAGGUUGAAGAAGCUCGAAAACUUGUUGAUGAGAUGAAGGGAAGGGGGAUCUCGCCGGAUCAUGUUAGUUUUAAUACUCUUAUUAGUGGGUAUAGCAAGAGAGGCGAUAUGAAGGAUGCCUUUAAGGUUCGAGAUGAAAUGUUAGACAUUGGAUUUAAUCCCACUCUUCUUACUUACAAUGCCUUAAUUCGAGGGUUGUGCAAGAAUAAGGAAGGUGCCCUUGCUCAAGAACUUCUAAAAGAAAUGGUUGGUAGAGGAAUUACUCCCAAUGACAGCACGUAUUUCUAUUUGGUCGAUUCCAUUGGGGAUGUUGAAAACUUUCUUGAAAACAGCAGGCCACAACAAGUAAAAAUUCAGUUUUGCAAAAAUCAGGUGAAGGGAUUAGGGCCUUACUCAUGAAACUGUCACGAGUAGUAUCAGAAUUAUAAGUUUAUAACCAUUAUCUAUUUGGGUAGCCAGACCUAUUUAUCGAGGAAGUUCCAGUUUUUCAUUACUUCCCGUGAAAGGACUGCAUGAACAACUCUGAUGGCGUGUACAAAAAGGAGCCUCUUCUGAGGACAACUUCAGCAAAGAAGAGAGAAUUGAAUUCCAUGAUGGUAAGUGUAAGUGUUGGAUAUGAAUGCUUUCUAAACAAAGGAAGAGCUAAAAAGAUUGAUAUUACACCCUCUGACGUAUAAAACUGAUAUGGGACAAUUUCUUCAAAGGGUACGGUGUGACCUAUCACAACUGCAGAUCUAAGCGCGUGGCAACAGUCAAAGAACAACCAGAUUAUCAAUGUAGGAGUUCCUGCUUAUGUAUUGGUGGAUUGCUUGCUUCGCUCUCCUUUUGUACUACUUAUUAAACUUAGAAAUUACUAGUUGUCGUCUCUUGUCUACAAAGAUGUUCUGUUUCCAUGGCUGAAAUCUGGGGUUGUUUGUGCUAAAAUUCUAUGACAAAAAUGGUUUUGGUAGAACAAAAAUGCAAUCACCAUGUAAAGACCAAUCAGAAACUGAUAGUGAAGGGUGUGAUGUCAGCGGAUCAGAUGGUGAUGACCCAUCUUGGAUCGCAUGCCAAAUUUAGGUUUAUUGAUAAUUUGAUGUUGAUUAGAAUGUUGCUAAUGUUGUGUCUGGUUCGAUUUGAGUGAAAGUCAGGUGUAAUUAGUUUCGAAUUUGGUGCGAGUUUGAGUUGGGUAAUCUGGAAUGAUUGUGUUAGGUCUAGCUAAUUCCUUCAUUAAGCUUGCAUAGCUUAUAAGGACACUUAUAUGUGAAUAGCCGAAUAGGUGAUCGGUUAACAAAGCGGAGAUAAAAUAGUGGUUAAAAUAUACUCCCUCCGUUCCUUAAUACUUGAUCUGUUUUGACCGGA